AUGGCGGCGCCCAAGGGACAUGCAUUGCUGCACCGGGUUCUGGCGGAGUGCCCAGUGACCAAAGCAAGGGCUUGCGAGUUAAAAUUGCCCCAUGGGCCGGUUAGCACCCCGGUGUUCAUGCCCGUGGGGACCCAGGGCACCAUGAAGGGAGUGACAGCCGACCAGCUGCGGGAUCUGGGCUGUGAGAUUUGCUUGGGAAACACCUAUCACCUCGGGAUGAGGCCGGGUCCUGCAAUUAUGAAGAAGGCGAAUGGCUUGCAUGGUUUUAUGAACUGGAACAGAAACCUUCUUACCGAUAGUGGUGGGUUUCAGAUGGUCUCCCUGGUGGAACUUUCUGAAGUCACAGAGGAAGGGGUACAUUUCAAGUCCCCGUACGAUGGAGAAGAAAUCCUUCUUACACCAGAAAAGUCAAUUGAGAUUCAGAACGCUCUGGGUUCUGAUAUCAUGAUGCAGCUGGAUGAUGUGGUGAGCAGUACAAUUAGCGGCCCUCGGGUGGAGGAAGCCAUGCACAGGUCAGUCCGUUGGUUGGAUCGCUGCAUUGCAGCAAAUAAGAACCCAGAGAAGCAAAACCUGUUCGCCAUUAUUCAGGGGGGACUGGACCCCGAGCUGCGAGAGAAGUGUUUGCAAGAGAUGACCAAACGGGACGUUGCUGGAUUCGCUGUUGGUGGUCUAAGUGGAGGAGAGGAGAAAGACCACUUUUGGAAGAUGGUGACCCUCAGCACAGAUCACUUACCCCGGGACAAACCUCGUUAUCUCAUGGGAGUUGGAUAUGCAACAGACCUUGUGGUGUGCGUCGCUCUAGGUUGUGACAUGUUUGAUUGCGUUUUCCCCACGCGGACAGCUAGGUUCGGAUCAGCGCUGGUCCCGUGGGGCUCCCUACAGCUGAAGAACAAGAUGUUCGCAAAAGACUUCCAGCCUAUAGACAAGAACUGCAACUGCCCCACAUGUCAGCGAUAUUCCCGUGCCUACCUCAAUGCCUUGUUUAAAAAUGACACCGCGGGAAUGCAUCAUAUUACAAUUCAUAACAUUGCCUAUCAGCUGAAUUUGAUGCGAUGUGUGAGAGAGAGCAUAUUACAGGGCCGGUUCCCGCAGUUUGUCCAGGACUUCAUGAAGACCAUGUAUGGCAGUAAAGAAAAAUACCCCCAGUGGGCGGUGGAAGCUCUGGAGUCCGUUAAUAUCACGUUGGAGUGACACCCGCUCUUACUGAACACCCGCUAGCAAGCAGGAGACAUCUUUCCGAAGUCCUCUCCCGAUAUCUGAACAAACGGCUCCUCUUCGCAUCUCGCUGAACUGCAUCUCUGUAUCCACAGGGAGCGUCUCGGGGCAUCUUCUCUAAUGUCUCAUCACAAAAUGAAGAUGGAAACAUGUACGGCGGCUGUUAAUGAUAUUUUAUACUACAACUUUUUAAAAGUAUAUUAUUUCCCAUAAUUUUUAACAAUAAAAGUGGUGCUUUUAUCUUUUUAUUUUAA
This is a messenger RNA of Spea bombifrons (plains spadefoot toad), 1469 nucleotides long. It is a transcript of the gene QTRT1, whose product is annotated as queuine tRNA-ribosyltransferase catalytic subunit 1. NCBI's taxonomy places the organism in Eukaryota, Metazoa, Chordata, Amphibia, Anura, Pelobatidae. Gene Ontology annotation, cellular component: cytosol. Gene Ontology annotation, molecular function: tRNA-guanosine(34) queuine transglycosylase activity. The transcript has 10 exons. The coding region runs from base 1 to 1191 and encodes 396 amino acids. The record is from RefSeq and is a predicted model, not a curated record.